This is a messenger RNA of Zophobas morio, 996 nucleotides long. RefSeq names its product zinc finger protein ZFAT-like. The record is from RefSeq and is a predicted model, not a curated record. Gene Ontology annotation, biological process: regulation of transcription by RNA polymerase II. Lineage: Eukaryota; Metazoa; Arthropoda; Insecta; Coleoptera; Tenebrionidae. The transcript has a single exon. The coding region runs from base 1 to 996 and encodes 331 amino acids. Gene Ontology annotation, molecular function: RNA polymerase II transcription regulatory region sequence-specific DNA binding; DNA-binding transcription factor activity, RNA polymerase II-specific.
AUGUCAACUUUGGAAUAUUGUGAUACAAUCGCACAAUGUAGGUCUUCGUGGAAAAACGUCCACAAUUGUAAACAAUGUCCCUAUUUUACGACAUCAUUUUUUCAUAUAUUCAACCACGUGAGACAACACCGUCUAUUUCUGGAAGAAUUUACCUGCGAGAACACCAAAAUGGAACCCUAUUACUGCAAAGACUGCCACUUUAAAACCGAACUAAUGAUUCUGUUCAAACAACACAUCGACAAACAUCACCGAGAAUCCGGAGUCGAUUUAUCAAACGACGACUUCAAUAUACACAACUACGUUUGCAAAAAGUGUAACUUUAAAACAAAUUUUUCGUUGAAAUGGCUGCGACAUGUUUCGUUUUGCAAGCGACCAAAAACUGUGGUUUCUUCGAAGGAGAACAUCAAGUACAACUCCUACUUGAAGCAAAGCGACGAAAUCGGUUGGUACUACUGUACGGAAUGUCCCUACAAAGCCAAAGUGAAAAAUUAUUUAAAAGCUCACAUAGAAGCGCGUCAUUUGAACAAGCAAUACGCUUGCGACAAGUGUUCGUUUAAAAGUGCACGAAAGUCAGGUUUGAAGCUCCACAUAAAUCAGAUCCAUUUAGAUGAUGAAGACGCUAAUUGGUUUUACUGCGAAAAAUGCGUUUUUAAAACUAGGUCCCAGACUAGUUUACGAAGACACAUAAACAAUUUGCAUUCGAACAACGAAGACGUUCAAUGGAGUCAGUGUAAAUAUUGUCCAUUUAAAACUAGAGCGAAAGAGUAUUUAAAACAACACAUAAAGUCGUUACAUGAAGAGAACGCGAAAUGGUACGAAUGUGCGAGCUGUUCGUAUAAAAGUAAAAGGAAAGAUCAUUUGAAAAUGCAUGUGACUAUACAUCAUUUGGAUAUCAAGUCGUUCCAGUGCAAAUUGUGUCCGUACAAGAGCAAACUGAAAAGUUACUUAAAGACUCAUAUGAAGAACCGACAUCCAGAUGGAACGGAUGAUAAAUGA